Seriola dumerili (greater amberjack) is the source of this 4032-nucleotide messenger RNA. It is a transcript of the gene pidd1, whose product is annotated as p53-induced death domain protein 1. Gene Ontology annotation, biological process: apoptotic process; DNA damage response; signal transduction. The coding region runs from base 232 to 3195 and encodes 987 amino acids. The transcript is spliced from 15 exons. The record is from RefSeq and is a predicted model, not a curated record. NCBI's taxonomy places the organism in Eukaryota, Metazoa, Chordata, Actinopteri, Carangiformes, Carangidae. Gene Ontology annotation, molecular function: protein binding.
CAUAGCUGUGGUUAGCUAAUAGCUACUACUACCUUCACAUAGCAAACAUGUCUAGUAAAAUAUAACUUUUCAUGGCAGUCAUUUAGCGCUGGCUGGCAGUAAUGGCAAUGAACAUAUCCGGUCCUGUCAUGAGUAACGUUACAGACACAGGUAGAAAGAAAAUCUCCCGGACAAUAUUGGACUAGCAGGUGACUGUUAGCCAGCUGUGUAGUGUCAUAAACAGUGGCUUCAAUGGAGAGGUGCAGCGAGGAAGAUGGAGCUCAUGAUGAAGUGAAUGGAGACCAGGCAGCCGGUUGGAUUGUGAGGACAGACAGGUUGGAGGAUGGAGAAGAGGUGGAAACGACAGCAUCCCAAGGUGGAUUACCUUUUAUGGACAUUACUGGACCUACGAUACCAAGUGGUGUGAUGUCUGAGGGCCAAGCAGGAAUCUUGGAGCCAGAGAGGGAUGAGAGCAUAGCUGCUCCCUCUGUGUCUCCCUCCAGCAUCAUGGACACCUGCAGUCCUUCCAUGUCAAGCAUCUCCUCCUCCUUGUAUUCAUCCAGCCAUCAUCAUACCAAUUUUUCUUCCCCAUCCUCAUCUUCCUCUUCCUCUGUCCUGUCUCUGACUCCACCCUUGCCUCCCUCUGUGGAGCUCUCAGCUGUGUUGACUGAUACAAGGCUGACCCUGGAUGUGUACCAGGGAGGAGCCUCUGCACUGCCACUGCUAUGGGCGUCCAUCCCUGGGCAGCUGAAGGGCCUCCAGUACCUGAGACUGGGCUCUGAAGAUAAACCAGGGCUAGACGAUGCACUGGAUGUCGUACCCCAUCUGACAGAGCUGCGCUCACUGGCUAUUCGGGGAUACUGUUUUUAUGACUCGCAAGGUGAUCCGCUGCCCGGCCUCCUCACCACUUUGCCCACAACUCUUUCCACCCUGUCUCAUCUGGUGCACUUGGAUCUCUCCUUUAACCAGCUCUCCUCUCUGCCCUCCUGCAUGUUCAGCAUCCCUGCGCUGACUUCCUUGCUUCUCUGUCACAAUUGCCUCUCAGCUUUGCCUCCUGAUUUAGGCCAGCUGUCCUCCCUUACCUACCUCUCCCUCCUGGGGAAUGAGCUUGUCUCUCUUCCCCCGAGUCUGGGUCAGCUGAAAGCACUACAGACACUGGAUGUUUCACAUAAUCUCCUCCAGCAUCUGCCUGAUGAAAUUGGUUCUCUGGAGGACCUUGUUAAGCUGGAAUUGUCCCACAACAAGCUGAAACGGCUACCAGAGACCAUGGGCUCUCUCCUUUCGCUCAGGGAGCUUGUCAUCUACAGCAAUGACCUCCGUCUGAUCCCCCAUUGUCUGAACAAACUGCCUCUGCUGAAAAUAGAUGUGCGUGACAAUCCUUUGGGGCAACCCCCGACCCCUCCUCCUCUCCCUCCUACACCUGAUCUAGCUGAACCAAAAAUUCCAGAGUUGCACCUUGGAUUUAAGCAACACAGUUUCUGUGUUUCGUCUGCUGGGUGUCAUGUGUUUCUCCCAGGGGGGGCUGAGCUGCUUUUCCCCCCGGGGUGCCUGGUGAAAACCACAAGGCUGGAGUGGUGUGAGAAAAGGCCAGAAAGGAAGUGGGUUUGGUUGGAGGAACAUGACAUCCUACUGAGUCGUCCUCUGGAACUUCGUCCCCAUGGAAUUACAUUUCUUAAGCCUGUGGAAGUAUGUGUGCCAUAUCAUCGAGCUAAAAGAAGGGAGGUGGUCGUGCGGAGGUUUGACGGACAUUCAUGGAGCACUCUGCCCACUGAUCUAAGGAGGGGAAGCGACAACCAUAGCAGUCACCCCGGAGGACGUCCAGCCAGGCUGGCGUGCUGCUCAGUGCGCCAGUUCUCCUGGUUUAUGGCAGUGUCCUGUCCAGUGAAGGACAGUUGCUCUGUUACACCAGCUGGAGCCCUGCUGGUGUCCAGCUCUGACCCCGGAAUCAAGCUCCACUUCCCACCAGACUCUACCGUACAGACCCGCACCAUAACUUUACAGGUGUUGCAGGUGUCGGUGUCAGAGGUACAAACACUAUGUGGGGAUCCUCAGGCCAGGGUCAGCCCUCUCCUUUGCCUCUCCCAGACUCCUAACGUACAUUUCCUGCAGCCUGUCAAAGUUCAGAUCCCACUGCCACCUGGAGUCACAGGCCAUACAGUUGAUACGACCUGUUUGCAUCUGCUCCAUGGAGACCCCACUGCCCAAACCUGGACUGAUAUCACAUCACAAGUGUCUCUCUACGUCACUCAUUUGUAUGCCAUUUUCUACAUAACACAUUUCUCCUGGUACUGGCUGUGGUACACCACUCAGCGCUGUGUUAGUGGGGUGGUCAGAAAGGUCUAUCAAAGACUAAAACAGUUUAAGGUCCAGUUCCUCGUCCUCCAGCGGAAGACUGAUCCCUCACAAGUUUUGUUACAGUGUUUACCUGCUAACAAGGUGGAAGGCAGAGUGCAGUCUCUGUCAGAGCAGUAUGAUGGACCUCAGCCUUCAGACCUGUGUGACCUGCUGGAAGGAGAGCAGUUCUUUGCCGGCUUUGAGAGGGGCUUAGAUAUCAGUGCAGACAGACCAGACUGUGUGCACGGAAGACUUUGUUUUGAGUUUUACUCCAGCCUGAAGAAUCUGAAGGAAGUGUACAUCUGUCCAGCUCUGGGUCAGAGUGGGCCAGUGAGAGGACAAGUAUCUUUUUAUAGAGGGGAGAUUCCCAGCAAUCUGCCAGAGGAAGUGGCACGAAAGAGGAAAGGACAUGACAGCCAGUGGCUUGCAACUUUACCACUAAGACUUCCUGCUCUAAACUCGGACAACAGUUACAUCAUGGAGGAGCUCCAGCAUCCUCCUCUGAACCUAGGUGACCCUGAGAGUGGCUAUCUGACAGAAGCCAACCUGCUGUCCAUCUCUCUUCAGAUAGGACAGGACUGGCGUGUCAUUGGCAUCAAUCUUGGCUUAAGCUACCAGGAGCUGGACCGCAUCCAGUACAAGCACAGAGACAACCUGGGAGCCUUGGUGCUGGACGUGCUGUUCCACUGGGCCCGGGGACAGAGGAAUGCAGGACCUGGAGCAGUGUCGAGGCUGGUAGCCGCUAUGGUAGAGAGCGGCAGGAGAGACCUUGCAGAUGAGAUUGAGGACAUAGUCAGUAUAGGAAGGAGAAAGUACUCUGAGUCACUGAGGAGAGUGGGCCUGGAAGCAGAGAGCUCCUCCCUCGAUGAAACACAGCAGUAGAUGAGCCCUUGCUGGGUGCAGAUGGCUGACUUACACUUGAGUAACAUGUUUGUUUACAAUCCCCCUCCAUCGCCUCAUCCUGCUGUCUAAACAACUGUCCUGGAGUACAAAAAAAUCUCUCUCUUUUGCAAUCACGAUAGUCAGGUAUAAGCUGGAAACACCUUUCACAUAACCCAGAGAUUAAAACAAGCAAACUGGAUCAACUUUUUUUUUCACUUUCCACUUUUUCAAAACUAUGUCAGUGUCAUGAAACAGCACUGUGACAGCUCAUUUGUGCCAGGAAAAGAAGAAAAAUUAUGAAAAGUUAUGCUUUAUAACAAUACUAAUAUGCUAAGUCAAAAUUAUGAGAUACCAAAUCACAAUUUUGACUUACCAACUUCAUAUAUCAUAAUUACCAGCUCGUGGCUGGUGUUAUCGCCUUCAGAGUCGGUGUGUGUGUCAUCAUGGCGAAAUGUGGUCCUGGAGACACCUACUGUAGCCAGAACUACCACAGAGGCAUUUUUAAGUAUUCUUGUAUUUUGAUAUGUCUGUGGACAAAUUUUUGUCACCACGAUAGCGUCACAACUGUGCAAGAUCCAGUCAUGAAACUUUUCAGGUGUGUAGUUGAGAUCAAAAUGAAGGCCGAGUUUGAAGAUGGGUCUGGUCUGUCCCAUGAGCGCUGAGUAAUCAUGUAUCCUAACAAUGUAGCAAUGUCUGCUGAAUACUCAUGGGUUGGAACGUCAGUAUGUUGACAGGGUUGCAACGGGUGUGAUACCAUCGCAAGAUGGUCUCUAGUUUUGACUUAGUUAGAUAGGUAGGGGCGGCACGGUGGUACGGUGGUGCAGUGGUUAGCGCUGU